AUGGGAGACAGAAAUGAAUUCACUCCUUUGCACAUAGCUGGUAUGAAGGGUGACCUCGAUAUUGUUAAGGUCCUGCUUGAGGAAGGAGCCCUAGUUGACGUAACGGAUGCCAAUGGACAGACCCCACUCCAUCUAUCUUCAAAGAAAGGAAAUGCCAGCUCUUCCGACAUGUUAGCAAAACAUGCAAAGGUGUGUAAGAAAUCCUUCCUCUGCAAGAUCAGUGGGUUUCUCGAUCACCGUGAUGAUGAAGGAUUGACUGCCAUUCACCUCGCCAUUCAAAAUGGCCACACAUCGGUUGUCGAGUCACUGGUUUCCCAUGGAGCUUCCUUGAACAUCCAGUCGCACAAUGGAAAGACCUGUCUCCAUGAAGCCAUCAUACUUUCUGAUCACAAGGGCAAAAUAGAGCAGACAGAAGGGAGACCCAAACAGAUCUCAGAGGACUUCUAUCAUCACGAGCUUUCCCCAGAGAAGGCUUUGGUCUCAUAUCUUCUGGAGCACGGCGCGCAGUUGGACAUAAGGGAUAAUGAAGACAAACUACCAGUCCACUAUACUACCAAUGAAGUUAUCCGACAGUUGAUAUUUUCAAGGUUACCGUCGAUGGAGAUGAUCACAAGAUAUCGAGCCGACGAAGCCAUACCCUUGGUUACAGUGUCCGCUCAUGUCGAUAAUGGCGGAAAGCAGAUAGAACUGGAAGAGCUUGGUAUAUCAAUGUCGAUCCCACAAGGGGCUGUACAAGAGAGUGGCUCCUGUGAAAUUACAUUAACCAGUAUACAAGAUCUCCCAAGCAUCAACAGCCAGGGUGAUGAAUCGGUGGCCUGCUACGGGAUCAGAUGUGACCCUCCAAACAUGAUCUUCCACCAGCCUGUUAAGAUCAAGAUACCACACUCAGCUUUCAUCGUCAACCCAGAUCAAGUGAAGCCUGACAUCGUUUGCCGUGUAUGGGAUUCAGCAAAGGAUCUACCAGGAACAUCAAGAAAGAGAUCAUCCAGCUCAUCAGCCGAACCACCGUACUGCAGAGUAUACAAGAAACAUCUUGAGCUUUACAUUGGUCACUGUGCUGAGUGGUGGGUUAUUAUUCCUCUCGAACAACAGGUGGUGAGACACCAACUCAUGUGUACUCCAUACAUCCCAGAUAGGAUAGAAAGAGGGCAAGAGUUUGAAGUUCAUCUGCAGAUGCAUGCGGACCUUCCUGGGAUAGAAACGGAAAUACAAGAGGAGAAGACGCAACAGUCGUAUCACAAGAGCCAUCGAUCCGUUCCCUUCAGUGUUGAAUCUAAGUCUGGUGACGUCACAGUAACGUGUCAUCGUGAGGGCGAACAAGUUGAAAGCAAGGUUCUCUCUUUAAAGGACGUUCAUAGCAAUAUAAGACACGAAAUAUUGCUGUCCGUGACUCCUAGUGAGGAUGAUGUAGAAUUCACAGGGAUAACCAUUACGAUUGAACAGGCUGGAAAGCUAGGGGUGUCUCGAUCAAUUGCUUUUAUCACCAGACACACAGAUGGACCGGAGUACCAAUCUCCUUCUGAGCCACCAUCAUUUCUAAGGGCGGUGGAAGAAGUCUUGAAAAGUGACCUGCAGGACAUUGAUGUGCUUACAAUAGCACAAGCAAUGACAGUAGACCAGUUCUAUGAUCUGGGAGUAGCUCUUGAUUUCACCAUAAAACAGUUGGAUGUCAUAGAAUACAGGAGGUUCCAUGACAGAGAGCAGGCCAUCUAUGAUAUGCUGGUGACAUGGAGAAAGAGACAGUCGUCCGGCCAAGCAGCAAAGGACACGUUGCUCUCACUCCUGUCUUCUUUAGAUUCACCAGCAGAAGAAAUUGCCAUCUCAGACAUUGGACUUGCUGGAGAAAUUCCUGACAGCACACUGCUUGCAUUCGCCCGUCAGAUCAGACCAAAUAAGUUCUAUGAGAUUGGUGAGAAGCUGGGAUUCAACAAGUCAGAGUUACAACACAUCGAACAUCGGACAUUAUACAACAGGAAUGACGCUAACAUCCAAAUGCUCUCAAGUUGGAAAGCAUCUCAGACUUCAGGGCCUAAAGCAAAGCAGACAUUGAAGCUGGUUUGGGAGUCUGUACAGGAUGCAUCGAAAGCAGAGAAAACCAAGGGUAUCAUACAUCAUAAUGAAGAAGAAGACGAAGAACAGACCUCUCAGGGACUGAAAGUGGAUUCUACCUCACCACCUGAACAAGGAACAGAGCAGAGCGAGUCUGUAGAGCCUGAAGAUAUGGAGAUCAUCAGAAAUAUAGAUUCAGAUGGGGAUGAAACCAGUAAAGACAUCGACCUAUGUGGAGGUUCACCUAGUACGGGCGAGCGGUGUAGCGUUGCUCUUCCGGUGAAGAGUCUGUCUUCGGCAUGGAAACUGGGGAAAGCCCUCCGUCUGGAAGAUGACGUCAUCGUUGGUUUCGCUACACCUUCCGAUUCUGCAGCAAUGAACAGACUUGCAGUGCAACUCCUCAAGACGUGGUCCAAACGUUUAGGAAGCCAAGAGAAGAAAGAGCUGAUGACAAAGCUCCUUCAAGAUUAUAACAUCCAGGAUUGCAAUGCAGGUCGUGAUGAAAUCUCAAAAAAGAUUCGCACAACUCCGGACCUUCUCGACCUAUCCCACCGCCUUGAUCUAGCUACUUCUGAAAUCCUGCAGGUCAUGUCCACAUCUUUGUCCUUUCCGCCAACCUUAAUACGACACAUCGUUCUACAAAUGCUUCAAAAAUGGGUACGACUUGGAGGAACAAGACAGAGGCUUCUCGAAAUUGCUCAAGCUUUUCAUAUCAACGAUGCAGCAGACGAAAUAGCAAUAGCAAUGGAACACCACCCAGGUUUCUUGGACCCCUUCUCUCAUGGCAUCAUUGAUCACGACGGUGGAGAGCUGAAGCUAGAUGAACUGGACAUCAGAGUAUCCAUCCCUGCAGGGGCAAUACCUAAAGGGAUGAGAUCUGUGGUCACUCUUAGUGUACCUAGUCGUUGUUCAUCUAAGAUUCCCCUUAAGGACGGAGAGGUUCUCAUUACUCCAGUCAUUGAAUGCUCUUUCACUCAAGAACUUCUCAAACCUGCGACUGUAGCUCUUCCACACUGCAUCCAUCCGGUACAACAUCAAGAUGACUUACGUAUUAGCCUUUACACCGAGUUAGGACCAGGUUGCGAAAACCUGUGA
Messenger RNA from Strongylocentrotus purpuratus (purple sea urchin), 3144 nucleotides. RefSeq lists its product as uncharacterized. The record is from RefSeq and is a predicted model, not a curated record. Gene Ontology annotation, biological process: netrin-activated signaling pathway. The transcript is spliced from 17 exons. Gene Ontology annotation, cellular component: membrane. Bases 1 to 3144 code for a protein of 1047 amino acids. Lineage: Eukaryota; Metazoa; Echinodermata; Echinoidea; Camarodonta; Strongylocentrotidae. Gene Ontology annotation, molecular function: netrin receptor activity; protein binding.